AUGGAUAUGGACGACAUGCCCCAAACACUUACGAUCGCACCUGGGACCGCUCUCGAACGUGCGGUUGCGUACGGACAGGAGUUGCAGUCAGAGUACAAAGACCGCCCGGAGAUGCGCGCCAUCUUUAAGCGCACAAGCAUGAUCGUGGCUUUCGAGGAUCCGCUUGAGGCCGGCGGGGAUGCAGCAGACGUGGCUGGGCAGGGAGCAAGAGUCAGUCUUGCAACGGAAGUGAACCAGGCUAUUUUGCUGUCGCAAGGGCGUCCUGCUCAUCCGGCCUUGGAGAGGAUAUACCGCCAUACUGCAGCAUCUCUCACGCAGCUUGCACUGAUUGGAAAUGGGGCUGCUGCUCUCGUGGACAUGCCAAGGGAGCUCUUGGAUGCGUGA
Molecule: messenger RNA, 384 nt
Organism: Suillus fuscotomentosus
Lineage: Eukaryota; Fungi; Basidiomycota; Agaricomycetes; Boletales; Suillaceae
Exons: 2
Coding region: 1-384 (127 amino acids)
Source: RefSeq, a predicted model, not a curated record